Molecule: messenger RNA, 878 nt
Organism: Oreochromis aureus
Lineage: Eukaryota; Metazoa; Chordata; Actinopteri; Cichliformes; Cichlidae
Product: ladderlectin-like
Exons: 6
Coding region: 1-591 (196 amino acids)
Molecular function (GO): signaling receptor activity
Source: RefSeq, a predicted model, not a curated record
AUGACAGCCCGCUGGCCUGAGGCACUGUUCCACAACAUCCUUGAUGUGUGUGCUUACAACACAUAUAUGGUGUGGACAACCAUCGACCCAACCUGGAAUCAGGGGAAGAGUUUCAAGAGGAGACUUUUCUUAGCAAAGCUGGGGAAAAUUUUGUUGACACUUGCAGUCAAAAGGCACCUGGCCAAGAGGUCCUCUGAUUGUCCUGGAGGCUGGACUCUGUUGCGUGGUCGCUGCUUCCUCUAUGUUCCAGGACCCAUGACAUGGGCUAAAGCAGAGAAAAACUGCUUGUCCAUGGGGGCCAACCUUGCAUCUGUGCACAGCAUCACAGAGUACCAUGUGAUUCAGCACAUGAUAAUGACUGCCACUCACGGCAACCAAGAAACCUGGAUUGGAGGAAGUGAUGCACAGGAGGAGAAUGCCUGGUUAUGGACUGAUGGAACGGCUUUCCACUAUUCUAACUGGUGCCCAGGAGAGCCCAAUAAUGCCGGGCAGAACCAGCACUGUCUGCAAAUUAAUCAUAGCGGUUCCAAGUGCUGGGAUGAUAUAGGGUGUCAGGCACAUCAACCUUCUGUUUGUGUUAAGAAAAUAUGAAAUAUCUAUCAAAAUACACACUGUUUGGUGUGCAAUGACUUUUGUUUUUCAUUCUUCAUUUGGCUUUACAAUUUUUGUUUCAUCUUUUGUCUCUAGCAUAAAAGUUUAGCAACAAAAUAAAAAGUCUAUGUCAUGAAUAGUGGCACUCCCAACCCUAGUUCUAAACCGUAGCUUAAAUUUUCAACUAAAUUUUCAACUGUGGAAAAGUAUAAAAAGUAUUGCUCAUCUUUGCGCAUCUUUUUUCUGUAAACUCUUCUUCCUUUGCAAUAAUAAAACUCUCAAGCAUG